This is a messenger RNA of Sitodiplosis mosellana (orange wheat blossom midge), 2607 nucleotides long. RefSeq names its product histone-lysine N-methyltransferase PR-Set7-like. Bases 220 to 1632 code for a protein of 470 amino acids. NCBI's taxonomy places the organism in Eukaryota, Metazoa, Arthropoda, Insecta, Diptera, Cecidomyiidae. Gene Ontology annotation, molecular function: histone H4K20 methyltransferase activity; protein binding. The record is from RefSeq and is a predicted model, not a curated record. The transcript has 3 exons.
GUGCGCCACAUAAAAACAGCUGUUGUCAAAAUUUUAUGGCAAUGUAAGGAAAAAAAAAACUUUUCGCAUUUAAUCUAGCACUUUGUAAACAAGCGAAAACAUAGCAGCAAACUCCGAUCGAGCAAAUGAAAAUGCUUUAAUAAAUUGUUCGGCGCCAAUUCGUGAAUCGUUUAAUUGUGAUCGUUUCAUCGCUGGAUUCGUAUUUAAGUGUGAAAAAAAAUGAUGAGUCGACGGACACGUGCUGCGUCAGCCAAAUCAGCAAUAAUGACAAUGCCAGUAGGUAAUGCCACCAAAAUCGAUGCGGUUGAUCAAAAUUUUGCCAGUCCAAAACGAAAAGACUGUAAACUAGACUUGGACUUAAUACCGUCAGCAACAAAUGGACGCGCUACAAAACCAUCACCCGUUCACACUGCCACUGCCACUGCCGUCAUUACAAACGGUAAACGAAACCAUAAAAAUGCUGGUGGAUCGAAGACAAAAAAGGCGCCGCAAGCAAUAACCAAAUAUUUUCCUACAAACGGUCACAACAACAGCAAUGGCUCAUUGAAUGGUUCCGUCACCGAAACCGAUUCGUCUGAUUCAAGUGUAAAAAUUAGUGAAACUGCACUGCCAAAUGGUGAUGUUGAUGUUGUAAAUGAAAAGAACGCUGUCACCGAUGUUGAAGAGAAAACAGCCACAGUGCCUAAUCUAAAUGGAAGUGUUUUGAUGUCGCCCGAAGCAAAAUCACUACUGAAUGGCUCAGUGAAACAAACAACGCCACAUCGAAUUGUGGUACGGUCGUCACCAAAAAAACAACGACUCUAUGGGAAGGAUCCAGUUGAAGUAUUUUCUAAUCUGAAUAUUCGUGAUGGUGCUGCGAAAAUUGGUCGCAAAGGGCAACAAAAAACUCGCCGAAAAUUAAAUGUCACCGAACCAGAGCAGCAUCUAGAAAAUGGCAACGGUGUGAAUGGGAAGGGUUUAUCGGACGAUGUGAACCCAGUUGUUAAUGGCAAUGCCGAGAGUGGAGCGGCAAAAGUUGACAAAUCUAGUUCCAAAUCGAGCGAAAAUAUCUCAAAUAAGAAUGAUUUCCCUGUGCCUACCAAUACAGCACCGCGUCGUGUUCAUAGCACUCAAUUGACCGAUUUCUUCCCGAUCCGUCGUAGCGCACGGAAGACCAAAAAAGCCGUCGAACAAGAAAUAUCACGUCAUAUCGAAAUGGCAAUCGAAAAACAGCUAGAGGAUGGGCUUGUUGUAAAAAUGUUCCCAGAAAAAGGACGAGGAAUUGUAGCAGGCCGAGACUUUCAACGUGGUGAUUUCGUUGUUGAGUAUAUUGGCGAAUUGAUUGAUCAGACUGAAGCCGAUUGUCGCGAGGAAUUGUAUUCACAGAAGGUGGACUUUGGGUGUUACAUGUAUUAUUUCAAGCAUAAAGAGACACAGUGGUGCAUUGACGCUACAGCGGAGACGGGCAAACUUGGUCGUUUAGUGAAUCAUUCACGCAACGGCAACCUAAUGACAAAAAUCGUGAGCUACAGAAACAAACCGCAUUUAGUGCUGUUGGCCAAAGACGAUAUCAAAGAAGGCACCGAGCUAACCUAUGACUAUGGUGAUCGUCGCAAAGAAGCGCUCAUCCAUCAUCCUUGGUUGGCUUUUUAGUACAUUGAAAUCAAACACCCAUCGGCGGCCGCUGACGCCGAACUAUGCUAAAGGCCUUGAGUUAAAAAAAGAAAUACAUCUCAAUUUCGACCAUCGAUCAUAAAUCGGAUUCAAAUCAAGUGCUUUUAAACACACACACACACAUUUAAUUGUAACAUAUUUUGUUAAAUUUAUACAAGAUACUGGUUACUCCGCUUAGUUUGUAGUUGUAUACCAGUGGAAUUUCGCUGGAAUUUGUAGGUAAAAAUUUGUGGCAAGCGCAUUCCCUCCCCCCAAGCAUAAGAACAAAUAGAAAACGAUGGGCUUUAUCACACUUUCAACCGAAUAAAACAUGAUUUAGUCGCAUUAUCUAUGUGCGACACACACUGCACUUUGUUAUGUAUAUGUUCGAAAUUUUGUCAUUUUCAUUCGGUUUUUGUUCGUUUCAUUCUAAGUUUUAUUUAUCAUGCGAAUUAUUUAGCUGCUAUUUUGUUUUCUUAUGUUAAGAAAGUUGUGCUCGCGUCGAGAGCUGUCAUGCAAUAUUCAAUUCAUUCAAAGUCAUUAUGCGUUGAAGUGUUCAAUAUGCCCCUGUUUAUAGACACAUAAGCCAAACACAUACACUCAAACCAACAAAAGUGAUCGCUGUAGGAGAUGAUUAGUUGCAACGGCAUUACUGAUUUAAAUCCAAUCAAACUGCCACCUAUUUUUUAACAAUUUCAAAUUCGAUCACUCGUAUUAAGUACAAAGAAGACUAGACCACACCAAUAUCAUGCCUAAAUGAACUUUAUUCAUUUCCAUUCUUUUUUUUUGUUUUGUUUUGCAAUAUGAUAUUUUAUUUUUAAUCUCCCCGCACAUCCCUCGUCUUGUCAUAUGCAUGUUUAACUGUAAUUGUUUCGGUUUCUGCAACAACAGCAAAAAAUGUAAAAUUGCUCGCCCAACAUCGAUAUUGAAAUUUGAAUGACAAAAUACAAAUAAAAGUACAGCGUGACGCAUUCA